Photinus pyralis (common eastern firefly) is the source of this 3343-nucleotide messenger RNA. RefSeq names its product lactase-phlorizin hydrolase-like. Gene Ontology annotation, molecular function: beta-glucosidase activity. Gene Ontology annotation, biological process: carbohydrate metabolic process. The record is from RefSeq and is a predicted model, not a curated record. Bases 103 to 3057 code for a protein of 984 amino acids. Lineage: Eukaryota; Metazoa; Arthropoda; Insecta; Coleoptera; Lampyridae. The transcript has 15 exons.
AUAAACUAAACACGUGAUAAACCAUAACUGUUUAUUUAUUAACUGAUUACAACUGAACUCUAACACUAAUGUGGUUGUAAAUGGUUUUCAGUGCGCAACAAAAUGUGGUUCAGAACGCAAUGUUCUGCAGUUUUGCUUCUUAUUUUUCUCCACGUAUGCGAGUGCAAAACGGGAAGUAACAAGAUCAUACUUCCCAGUUACUUACUGAUAGGUGUAGCAUCAUCCGCUUACCAAAUCGAAGGCGCUUGGAAUGCCGAUGGCAAAGGUGAAAGCAUUUGGGAUCGAAUGACGCACAAUAUGACCUUCAAAAUUAGAGACGGCUCAAAUGGGGAUGUCGCUUGUGAUUCGUACAAUCAAAUAAAGGAAGACGUAGAUAUGGUUAGGAAACUAAGAGUGCAAUUUUACCGAUUUUCCAUUGCAUGGACCAGAAUUCUACCAAACGGUUUCCCAAACAAAAUCAACAAGGCAGGCGUUCGCUAUUAUAAUAGGUUAAUCAACCGAUUGUUAAAAAAGGGUAUAACGCCGAUCGCCACUAUUUACCACUGGGAUCUUCCCCAAGCGCUUCAGGACUUGGGAGGAUGGGCCAAUCCCCUUGUACAGUAUUGGUUUGAAGGUUAUGCCAAAGUUCUCUUUGAAAAUUUUGGGGAUCGAAUUAAAAUGUGGGUUACUGUUAAUGAACCACAGCAAAUUUGCUCUUUUACCUAUUCAACGGGAGUAUACGCUCCCGGUAUUGUUUCAGACGGAAUAGGUACCUAUAUUUGUUAUCAUAAUUUAUUAAAAGCCCACGCUCGUGUUUAUCACCUAUACAAUUCGACGUUCAGGCAGUCUCAAAAAGGGCAGAUUGGCAUUAAUACAGAAGUCACCUGGUUCGAGCCUGCUACCAACAGUACUGCAGAUAAAGCAGCCGCCGAAAGGAGAUGGGAAUUUGAGUGUGGUAUAAUUGCGCACCCAAUAUUUAGUGCCGAUGGCGACUAUCCCAACUUAGUCAAGCAAAUUGUCGCAAAGCGUAGCAAGGAGGAAGGUUUCCCAGAAUCUCGACUUCCUAGACUUACCGCCGAAGAGAUCGGUUUCAUCAAAGGAACUUCUGACUUUUUUGGUUUAAAUCACUACGCAACGUUGAAAGUGAAGCCAAGCAAGCCUUUGAAAGGGACGUCGGAAUUCAAUGAUGUUGGGGUGAAAAUUGUUAAAGAAUACGAAUGUAAGGAUACGCCGUGGUCUUACUAUUUUAGGUCGGUACCUUGGGCGUUUACAAAAUUGCUCGCUGAUAUUAAAUCCCGUUACCAAAAUCCUGAUGUAUACAUAUUUGAGACUGGUAUUCCCGACGAAGGAGGUACGCUCGAUGACCAGCAUCGUAUAAAAUAUAUCAAGGAGAAUCUGGCUGCAGUGGUAUCAGCGGUACAUGAGGAGGGUGUAAAAGUUCGAGCAUUUACACUUUGGAGCUUAAUGGACAGUUUCGAAUGGCGGGGUGGGUACACGUAUCGCUUUGGUCUGUAUUCAGUUAAUUUUACGACACCUAAAAGAACAAGAAUUCCAAAGGCGUCGGCGCUAUAUCUAAGAAGUAUUAUGAAAAAUCGAGAAUUUCUAUUAAAAAUGUUUUGGAAAAUUACGCUUUUAGUAGUAGCAUCUAUUCAAAUUACGUUUUGUCAAAAUGUUAGUGGAAUUAUGCUACCGACUCAAUUGUUAAUGGGUGCAGGCACAUCUGCCUAUCAGGUUGAAGGAGCUUGGAAUGAGGAUGGUCGAGGUCUAAGUAUAUGGGACACUUUUGUUCACGACUAUCCCGAAAAGAUUGAAGAUCAUAGUACGGGAGAUGUUGCAAGUGAUACCUAUCAUAAAACAAAGGAGGACGUCGCUCUUCUAAAAAAUAUAGGUUUUCACUUUUAUCGAUUUUCGAUAUCAUGGUCAAGAGUACUGCCGAAAGGAUUUGAAAAUGAAGUGAAUCCAUUAGGCAUUGCUUACUAUAACACUCUAAUUGACGAGUUAUUGGCAAAUGGCAUUGAACCGGUUGUGACAAUGUACCACUUCGAUCUUCCCCAAACCUUGCAGGAUUUAGGAGGAUGGACAAAUCCUAAUAUCAUAAAGUGGUUUACAAAUUUUGCUAGGAUUCUGUUUGAAAAUUUUGGAAAUCGAGUUAAAAGUUGGAUCACUAUUAACGAACCGAAACAACUUUGCAGAUUUACCUAUGCCAAAGGAUUAAUAGCACCAGGCCUUGUUUCAGAAGGUUUAGGUGAAUACUUAUGUAUCCACUACGCAACGUUAGCGCAUGCCAGCGUUUAUCACCUGUAUUCGCGCCGCUUUAGAAGAUCUCAAAACGGAAAAGUCGGUUUAACCAUUGAUGGUUCUUGGUGCGAACCAGUAGAUAAAAAAGAAAGGGAUGCUGCCAGCCGAAAGAUUGCGUUUGAUAUUGAUAUGUUUGCCAAUCCAAUUUUUGGUCAACUUGGAGGUUACCCAGACUUUAUAAGUAAAUUCAUAGGUUACAAAAGUAAAUUAGAGGGCUACACAGAAUCACGUCUGCCAAAAUUGAGUCCCGAACAAAUAUCAUAUAUUAAGGGCACUGCCGACUUCUUCGGACUAAAUUUCUAUUAUACCACUCUAGCCAAAUCUGGACCUUCGACUCUUCUUAACACCAAAGAUAUGGACGUGGAGGAUCUUCCGGAACCGAACCCAAUUAAAAAUGUCAACGAGUCUAUUAAGUUAGCGGCCAUCGGGUUUAGGAAAGUACUCAGGUAUGUCAAAACAAAAUAUGGAAAUCCCGAGAUUUGGAUUUUGGAGAAUGGAUUUCCAACAACCGAAGAUAGUGGCUUGGAUGACCAGUCGCGGAUCAGCUACUUCAAGAACAGCAUACGGUCCGUAGUAGAUGCAAUAAAUAAGGAUAAAGUAAAUAUUCGAAGAUAUACUGUUUGGAGCAUUAUGGACAACUUUGAGUGGAAUAAGGGAUAUACUGUUAGAUUUGGUAUAUUUCACAUUAAUUUCACGGAUCCGUCCCGAGAACGAGUGCCUAAGGCCUCUGCCACUUUCUUUAAAACGUUACUUGCAACGAGAACGUUACCAACAGAAUAAAGAGAGAUAUAAAAUCGUGCAGGAAGGGGUUCUUUUUGGCAGCUGUAUCAUAAUAGUGACUUAGAUUUGUUCUAAAUAAUUUGUCAAUUCGAAACGGAUGGGCGUUAGGGAUAGACACUUUUGUAACUUCAUUUACGGUCUCAAAUUGGAUUGAUGAUCGCAGUACGCCAAAUGAAAAUUCUACCACGUGUAAAAUGUUGCGUUUUUAACGGAAAGGGAAUAAACGUGUAACGUGCUAAGGCAUCCACUGACGAUGUUAGAUGGUAUUAUAUAGAGCAUGUAUUAC